This is a messenger RNA of Dichotomopilus funicola, 2331 nucleotides long. RefSeq lists its product as uncharacterized. Gene Ontology annotation, molecular function: zinc ion binding; DNA binding; DNA-binding transcription factor activity, RNA polymerase II-specific. Bases 1 to 2331 code for a protein of 776 amino acids. The record is from RefSeq and is a predicted model, not a curated record. The transcript has 4 exons. NCBI's taxonomy places the organism in Eukaryota, Fungi, Ascomycota, Sordariomycetes, Sordariales, Chaetomiaceae. Gene Ontology annotation, biological process: regulation of DNA-templated transcription; DNA-templated transcription.
AUGAAAUCAUCCAGAUCGAAGUCGGCCUCGCCUCAAGACGGGGGCGGGCCGCUGCGACGCUUGCUCCCGGCGAGCAGGAAUAUCGAAGAAGCAGGAGGGUUCCAAGGGCCGCCGACACCACGUCGCUCACCAAUGUCAGGCCCAGGACCGGGUCCCAGUUCUUCGUCUGCCGUAGUGCCUGCCCGGCGGAAAAGGGCCCAGGCGACCACAGCGGCCUGCGGUGCGUGCAGGAAGCGCAAGUCCAAGUGCGAUGGCGGGCGUCCCAUGUGCUCCAUCUGUCGAGAUCGCGGCACCGCCUGCAAGUUCGAAACCAAUGCCGCGGAGACACACACGCAGGCACUCAAGCGCAAAUUCAACGAGUUGCAGAGCCAGAAGUCGGCGUUCGAGCAGGUCUACGAGGUCCUACAGACGCGGUCCGAGGAGGAAGCCGGGUCGGUGUUCCGCAGGAUUCGCCGGGGCAGCGACGCCGGUUCCAUCCUCCGCCAUGUCAGCUACGGCGACGUGCUCGUCCAGCUCGCUCUCGUCCCGGAAUCCCGGUACCGCUUCGACUUCCCGUAUCUCCCGGACAUGCCUCCUUUUCUACGAAACCUGGACAACCCGUACCUGGACUCGGAAGUGUACGACUACUCCCUCCGCCAGCUCACGAACGAGCCUCACCAGCCGGUGGGCUCACCGCCAACCCCCGAGAAAGAGCAGUCACCGGUCUCUGACGCGGAUUCCGUCUACGGGGCUGGACCGCGGGAUCCGUACUCGAAACCGUACCAGUUCGCAACGGUUGUCCACCCGUGGUUGGACUCGGUGAAGCCGUCGAAAUGGACCAAUGUUUGCGACGACGAUGUACUAAUGCGGAAGCUGAUCCACGACUAUCUCCUCUUCGAGUACGACUGGUUCCCCUUCUUCCACAAGGACUUCUUUCUUGAGGACAUGGGAACCAACAACAUGCGCUUCUGCUCGCCGCUUCUGGUCAACAGCAUACUAGGCUUUGGAUGCCUCUGUCACCGUGGUCUCCGAGGCCGCACGGAAUCGUGGAAUCCAAAGAGCCUCGGGUACCAGUUCCUCGCCGAGGCCAAACGGUUAUUCGAAACCGAGUCGGAAAUCCCGAGGCCGUUUCGCAACCCGGCGGACCCGAAUUGGGAGACGCGAGACAAGGAGUGGGAGCAGAGCAGGCUGACCACGCUCCAAUCCGGGCUCAUCCUGACGAUUAUCUACGACCUCAAUGGCUCGGACAAGAUCGGCUGGCGCUACACGAAGAAGGCCUUGGAACUGGCCGAAGAAAUCAACUUGCUCGGGCCGCCGCUGGAUCACCACGACGCCGACACGCGCUGUGUCAGGACGUACACUGCAUGGCACUUGUUUUACUGGCAAAAUAUUAGCAGCUAUCUUUACUUACAGGCCCCGCCUAUCCAAAAACCCCCGCAGACACCACUCCCCGAUCCUCAAGAACAGCCACAAUGGUACGGCGAGCUAUGGGUGCGAUACCCCAUGAGCGAUGCCCGUUUCCCGACCUACCACGGGCUCCUCUUCAAGGCCAUCGCCGAUCUAUGGGUCAUCGUCAACGAGAUUCUAGUGGCUACCUUCUCCCGUCCCCACGCGUACGCCAAGUUGCCGGAGACCCAGAUUCUGGACUUCCUGGCCCGGCUUCGAGCGUGGUUUCACAACCUCCCUGAGCCCCUGACCCCGAGGAAGAUUGUGAUGCCCCAUCAACUCAAGCUGCACAUGCAUUACAACCAGAUGCUUGCCGACCUCGUAACUCCGAUCCUCGAUUACACCGGACCGCCGGGAAUGCCCCCGAUGACCUACACGCCGCAAGACGUCUACCACGAGGCGAUCAACCACCUCGAGACGCUCCUGCGGCUCUACUACCUCCGCCACGGCUACGACGCCCACGACAGCCUCCUCCUCCACUUCCUCGGCUUCCUCAACCACAUCACCAUGCACGCCGUCGAGACCAGCCAAGGCUCGUCCUUCCUCGCGGCCCGGCGCUCGACCCUCCUCCUCAUGAUCAAGGGCAUCCACGACCAGAGCCGCAGCUCGUACGUGGCGCGCACCGUGCUGCGCCUGCAGAUCGGCCAGAUGCGGCCCGAGGACGUCGAGCUGCUGCGCCAGUUUGUCGAGCUCGACCCGGACCAGGUCGUCUACGGGCCGCUCGAGCAGACCAUGCUGACCGACUGGCCGACUUACAUGGUCGGGCUCGAGAACAAGGCUGACCAGCUGCGCCAGGGCAAGACGCUGGCUACCACGCUCGAGACUACCAUGGCCUCGCUGUCGUUGGCGUCGUCUGCUGAGCCGAGCGUGGCGUCGCCUAUCUCUACGAGGUCUUCUGCUGGGUGA